Brenthis ino (lesser marbled fritillary) is the source of this 2913-nucleotide messenger RNA. NCBI's taxonomy places the organism in Eukaryota, Metazoa, Arthropoda, Insecta, Lepidoptera, Nymphalidae. The record is from the annotation of a GenBank genome assembly.
AUGGAUUCUGUUUGGUUUAAAUCAGAUUUAGCCGAAGAAAUAAUGAAAAAUAAUGAGAUAUUUGAGAAAACUCACAAUAUUGUAACAGACAUAGUAACAGGCCGGCUCGAAAUAACGAACAUGGUUGAAAAUAUGGCUGGUGUUCUUACAAACAAAGAAGCUGAACACAGAGAGCAGGGAAUGAAUUUUUUUACAAAAAUUUUAAAAGAAAUUCCUAGAGACUACUUAACAGAGAUGCAAAUUAAAUUUAUAUCCAAAUUUUACAUAGAUCGCUUAAAAGAUAAUCAUAGAGUAAUACCAGCAGUUUUAGAAGGAUAUCUUUAUAUUGUUAAUAUGAAUAAUUACAACAUACAGAGUAGUGGUGAAUAUUUUAUUGCUCUGUUUAGAGAGGUUGCUUGUCAGUCACAAGUAAGACAGGACAGAUAUAAUAUUUAUUUAACAAUAUUAAAGUUAUUGGAAAAAGAUCCUAAUUACAUGAAGACUCUAGGUCCUGAUUUUGUGUAUGGAGUAAUAUCUGCAAUAGAUGGAGAAAGGGAUCCACGGAAUUUACUGUUUCUUUUUAAUUUUUUGCCAAAAUUCCUGUCACAUGUACCUCUUGGCCAUUUAGUUGAGGAAAUGUUUGAAGUAAUCUCAUGUUAUUACCCAAUUGAUUUUCAUCCUUCACCAAAUGAUCCUGCUGCAGUUAGUAGAAAUGAUUUAGCGAAUGCAUUAUGCCCAUGUUUGUGCGCAACACCAGAGUUUGCAGAACAUUGUUUGGUAUUAUUAAUAGAGAAACUAGAUUCGAAUUUAAGGGUUGCCAAAAUUGACUCGCUGGUGUUAUUGGCUGCUAGUUGCAAAGUAUUCAAAGCUGAGAGCUACGGACCUUUUUUAAAAACUCUAUGGUCCUCCAUCCAUAGAGAUAUAACUCACAAAACAGAUGAAGAGUUAAAAAUGGCAGCUCACGAGGCAUUAUCAGCUUUAACUUCUAAAUUAGCUACGACUGCAAAUACGGAUCAGAAUUUUGAAAAUUUCAUUAAAGGAAUUUUAAUUUCACUGCAAACAUCCAUAGCCGAAUCAACAACCGUCAUACAGUUUGUUCAAGCGACGAAAAUAUUGUUAACCGUGGCCAAUGCUUCUAAGAAUUCAUGUGAAAUAAUUAUUAAAUCUAUGAUUCCGGCUGUUUUAGCAUAUUAUGAGUUUAAAACAUCGUCAAAAUUACAGAUUGCGAGUUUAGAUUUUUUGGGAGAUCUGUAUGAAAUGGCAAAGCAUUGGGCUGUACUAAAUGAGAUUGAACAACAAGCAAGUGAAAUACCCCAACUUUGUUUGACAGCUGUCAGCGAAACGUCAAAAGAAUACCAAAUUGGCGGGUUUAAAACUUUAAUUCGAGUGAUUGAUGUAUUGAAAGUUGAUCUUGUUGUGCCUUUUGUGGAAGUUUUGAUAUAUAAUAUCCAAAAUUGUCAAGAUGAUGAAUUAUUAAGUGUAUCAGUAGAAUGUGUUCAUGCAAUUGCAAGGAAAUAUCCAGAAUUGAUUAUGAGUUUAGUAGUAAAGGGAAAAUGUGACAUAAACAAUCUAACACAGGAUAAAACUGCAUUUCAAAAACGUUUGAAUCUUUUAUCUAGCUUAGCGAGCAUUGAUGAUUUUACCAAAAUCAUCAUAGAAGAAAUGUUAAAAGUCAUUCAAACUGACAAUGAUGCCAUCAAAAUCGUUACAGCACUGAAUAACUCUAUAUCCAACACAAGUUUGUAUUCAGAUGAUAAAAUAGCACAAAUAGAAAGUGAUCAUGGUCUAAUUGAGUCCAUUUUAAAGUGGAUUUUCAAAGAAAUUGAGGCAACAUCACUUGAAUCCUUAGAUAACGGUUUUACAUUAAUUUCAAUUACCAUGUGCAGCUUAAAAAUUGAAAAGCAGUUAAAUAUUUUAAAUCGACAUACGAAAUCAAUUUUGGAAAAGUGUAGAAGUAAUGAACUAUAUUUUCAAGUCAUAGAAUGUUUGUACCGCUCUAUACAUCAAAGUGUUUAUAUUGUGCAUUUUGAAGAAAUUAUGUAUUUAGCAUUAAAGCUUUCUUUAAAUAGUGAUAAGGAAGUUGUGAGGUUAAAAGCAUGUUGUUUGAUUGCGCAUUUUCUUAACAAAGCAGAAAAUGGCCAAAAACUUGAAGUUAUGUAUGAAACCCUAAAGAAUUAUUUAUCAUCAAUAAUUGAAGGUGAUGAGAAUCUUUGCCCGAGGCUGUUGCAUUUGUAUGGAUGGAUUGCCAAAGCUCUUAUAAUGAGAGGCAGUGACUUAUUUCAAUUUUGGCUUAACAAAAUAUUAAUCUCUAUAUCAAACCCAGAAUCUAGUAGAAAAGGAUCUGAAGCUAUAUAUAUAAUAAUGACAGAGUUCCCAGAUUAUCUUAACUCUAAAAAUCACUGUAGAGUGAGUCUUCUCUACAAACAGAGAAUGUUCCAUACAUUUAGUAAAUUAUCGGAAAAACUAGACCCAAUCAAUGCAGAUACAAAAGAAGCAUAUUGUUUAAGUUGGGCAUAUGUCCUAGAGAAAACACCUAAAAGUGUACUUAAUAAUGAAGUUAAUAAGGUUGCCCCUCUUGUUGUAGAUGCCUUAGAAUUUGACAAUAAAGAUCUGCUGUUAGUAAUGGUUGAUGUUCUCAUAUAUUUUGUUCAAGCAAAAAAUGUAUCUAUAGCUCAGAGCUUACAGUCUAUUUUGCCGAGGCUAAUUAACUUGACCACUUAUGUUAAAUCUAUGGAUGUCCGGAUAAAAAGCCUACAAUGCCUGUAUGAAAUAGCAAAUUCUUAUCCCACAAGGUUACUUAUACCAUUCAAACAGGACAUUUUGAUAGAUUUAACGCCAUCUCUCGACGAUAAGAAAAGGCUAGUCAGAAAUAUGGCGGUAAAAGCACGCACAAGAUGGUUCCUCGUUGGUUCACCAGGAGAAAAUAAAGAAAAU